UCGCUGAAAUUGUCGUAAAAAAAACAAAACAUUGCCACACCAAAAACCGACUUGGAAUCAGAACUAGAUUUAAAUGCCCUACGUCCGUCAGCGUUGUUGCUUAUGAGAAAAUAGUCAUCAAAUAACUAAAAAGUUGGACUAUUUUUCCAGCCUUCCAGAUUCUGAAAAUGCAGCGAUGGACACAAGAGGACAGCUUCGGCUUGUGACACUUCGCCAAUUGAUUCCCUGACAGACGUCCCCUGCGUGCUAGGACACGACCAACGCUAAUGGAAGUCGACGACGAUGACGUGCCUCUCAUCCUCACAUGGGACGAUGCAAACAGCGGUCUACUUAAUGAAGACCCAGAGAGGGGGGACGAGAAUGGUGAUGUGGGAAACAAUGACGUAGUAAAUAGCGGUGUGGUGUCAACACCUGGGCCUCAAACCCACCGAGCACACAACGUGACUUUGCGGCAAAGCUGGGAGAUGAACUACCAGGAGGCGGCCAUCUACUUGCAGGAGGGAGAGAACAAUGACAAGUUCUUUACCCACCCUCGAAACACCAAAGCGCUGGCAGCAUACCUUUUUGCCCAUAACCAUCUCUUCUACGUGAUGGAGCUGCUGACAGGCCUAUUGCUCAUGACGCUGUCGCUGUGUGAAGCUCCUGCGGUGCCUUCGCUGCGCCUGGACGUCUACGUUCACGCCACCCUGGAGCUGCUCGCUUUGGUUAUUGUGGCAUUUGAGCUGUGCAUGAAGCUCCGCUGGCUGGGCUUCCACACCUUCAUACGACACAAGAGGACCAUGGUUAAGUCAUGUGUGUUGCUGCUGCAGUUCGUGGAGGCCAUAGUGGUUCUGGUCCGACAGACGUCCCACAUGCGAGUGACCCGCGCCCUCAGACCAAUAUUCCUGGUGGACUGCAGAUACUGCGGCGCUGUACGCAGAAAUUUGCGGCAGAUCUUCCAGUCGCUCCCACCAUUCAUUGAUAUCCUCCUUCUACUCCUGUUCUUCAUGGUUAUAUUUGCUAUCUUGGGAUUCUGCCUCUUUUCCACAAACUCAUCAGAUCCGUACUUCAACACACUGGAGAACAGCAUGGUCAGUCUUUUUGUGCUACUGACCACGGCAAAUUUUCCAGAUGUGAUGAUGCCAGCUUACUCAAAGAACCGCUGGUCUUGUAUAUUCUUCAUUGUGUACCUGUCCAUUGAACUCUACUUCAUCAUGAAUCUGCUCCUGGCUGUUGUGUUUGACACCUUUAACGAUGUGGAGAAAAUGAAGUUCAAAUCUUUGUUGCUUCACAAACGCUCUGCUGUUGACUACGCCUUCCAGCUGUUAGUCAGCCGCCAGAGGCCGACUGGCGUCUCGCUGAAACAGUUUGAUGGCCUGAUGCGUUAUUACAGACCGAGGAUGUCUGCGAGAGACCGUUUCCUCACCUAUAAAGCUCUCAACACCUCUGGCGCGCCUAUGCUGAGUCUUCAGGACUUUUAUAAGUUCUAUGAGGUGACGGGCCUUAAAUGGAAGGCACGUCGCAGUGGAGAGCAUUGGUUUGAUGACCUCCCGCACACAGCCUACAUUAUUUUAAAAGGAAUCAACCUGCUCGUGAAAUCUAAGGCCUUUAAGUACACCAUGUAUGUCGUUGUGGCUAUUAAUGGCGUUUGGAUACUUGUGGAGACAUACACUCUUAACAGCAGUUUCUCCUGGUCAAGAUUGGUGCCAUGGAGUUACAUUGUCUUUCUUACAAUUUAUGGUGUGGAGGUGCUAUUGAAAAUAUCCGGUUUGGGACCAUUGGCUUAUUUCAGUUCCGGAUGGAAUCUCUUUGACUUCUCCGUUACCGUAUUUGCCUUUCUGGGUCUGAUCGCGCUGGCCUUCGACAUGGAGCCUUUCUACUUUAUCGUCGUGCUACGACCCCUUCAGCUGCUGAGGUUGUUUAAAAUCAAGAAGAGGUAUCGCAAUGUGUUGGAUACCAUGUUUGAGCUCCUCCCCAGGAUGGCAAGUCUCGGUUUGACCUUGAUCAUCUUCUACUACUCCUUUGCAAUUGUGGGCAUGGAAUUCUUCGCUGGUGCCGUCUACCCCAACUGCUGCAACACCAGCACGGUGGCUGACUCUUACAGGCAGGGCAACGUCACACAUGGUAACAAAACCGUGCUGGAGGAAGGCUACUAUUAUCUCAACAACUUCAACAAUAUUCUCAGCAGUUUUGUGACUCUCUUCGAGCUGACUGUGGUCAACAACUGGUACAUCACAAUGGAAGGUGUGACCUCCGAGACGAGCCACUGGAGCCGUCUCUACUUCAUGACCUUCUACAUCGUCACCAUGGUGGUUAUGACCAUCAUUGUGGCCUUCAUCUUGGAUGCGUUUGUGUUCCGCAUGAACUACAGCCGCAAGAACCGGGAAACCAUAGAGAACCCAGGGGAUGAGAACGGAAUCGUGUUUGAAGUAGAAGUGAGCCGAGCAGAAGCUCUGUCCACUUUAGAGUUAUACAAGCAGAUGUGUCCAGCGUCCCUCGGCUCGCUGGUGGCAGUCGUGCAAGUCAUGGACCGCAUUGGGAGCGAACAACACUCAUCUUCUCUAUUAUACCAAGGGCGAAGGUCAAGGACAAAGUGUGACCUAAGCAUGAAAAUGUAUGAGGAGGAGAUGCAGGAGUGGUAUUCAGAGUACUCAAGGGAAAACCUGCCUCAGCCAGACCAAAGUCAAGGACCCGACUCAGACAGUCCCACCUCCAGUCCGCCUUUUGUGCCUGCGCCUCAACUAAACUCACAUACUGGACGUUACAGCAUUAACUAACUCCUGUGACCAAUGACCAUCACACUCACUUCUUCCCACGCUGGGACUUGCUGGUGUUUUUUGAACUGAUAAGAGAUGAAGACAUGUCUCUGGACAGACAAGAUCACUGUACAGACUGGCAGGUGGUGCAGCGUCAUAUGAAUGGGACCGACCUGCCAAUACUUGUCUUAUAGUAUGUAAUGUACAUAUAACACAAGAAUCCUUUUGUGACCUAAUUUAAACAAAGUCGGGCUGCAGUGGAAAAUGUCAAUUAUAAAAUAUAGCUAAUUAAUUUCUUCAACAUGUUAACAAUUGAUAAAUUAGCCAUGUUUUUCCAAAUGAGCCCAAAUAGCAAUAACCAUGUAAUGCAGUAAUUCUCUUAUUGUGAAUUACUAGGUAUUAAGUCAGUUUUUGUAUAUUAACUAAAACUCUUUGUACUGUAUUAAAUUAUAUUAUU
Messenger RNA from Corythoichthys intestinalis (scribbled pipefish), 3192 nucleotides. RefSeq names its product two pore channel protein 1-like. Gene Ontology annotation, molecular function: monoatomic ion channel activity; voltage-gated channel activity. Gene Ontology annotation, biological process: monoatomic ion transport; transmembrane transport. Gene Ontology annotation, cellular component: endosome membrane; lysosomal membrane. The coding region runs from base 267 to 2756 and encodes 829 amino acids. The record is from RefSeq and is a predicted model, not a curated record. The transcript has 27 exons. NCBI's taxonomy places the organism in Eukaryota, Metazoa, Chordata, Actinopteri, Syngnathiformes, Syngnathidae.